UGCGGUGGCUACUGGUACUGGUUUGCUGUUCUUUUGUUAAACUCCCUGACCAAAGUGGUUGCGAUUGUUCAAGACUACUGGAUCCGCAUCUGGGUAGCAGCAAAUGACACGGCAAUUCCACACAUGGUUCUACGCGAUUCUAUCGACACAGUCAUAGUCGGCCAGCAUACAGUAUCGUUUUGGAUCGGUAUUUACCUGGCAAUCGGUGUCAUCGAAGUUUUUGCGCUUCUGAUCAAAGCUGCCAGAAAUGUGCAUGCAAAGCUGAUCAGGUCAGUUGUCCAUGCCACACCACGCUUCUUUGAUUCGACACCAUUCGACUUCACCUCUGCAUUGGGCGUUAUCAUCAUCAUCACUGCAGUUACGCCGCCGUUCAUUUUUGUUGCUGUUGUCAUCACACUGAUACAGGGUGUAUCGUCGAUCCGCGCAUUUGGUCUCAAAAAGUACUACAUCAUGGAGGCCAUUAACAGAUCAGAUGAGCUGAAUCGCCCGUUCUACCUAACAAUGGUGUCGAGCCGCUGGAUGUCUGUCCGACUUGAUGCCGCAGGUGCAACAGUGUCGUUCUUCUGCGCCUUCUUCAUCUUGUGGAAUGUCCACAGCUUCGACGCCGGUCUUGCUGGGUUUGCGUUGGUACAUGCACUGCAGUUUAAAGACUAUAUGCUGUUUGCCAUCCGGAACUAUGGCGACAAUGAGCUGAACAUGAACGGUGUUGAGCGGGUUAGCCAGUAUCUAAAGCUUGACCAGGAGGCCAGCGCUCAGUCGACGCCCGAGAACAAGCCCAUCAGCAACUGGCCCAGGACUGGUGAUCUUGAGAUUGAGGACCUGGUCGUCGAGUACGUGCCUAAUGUCCCACAUGGUGAGAAGAUUGGUGUGGUUGGUCGCACCGGUGCUGGCAAGUCGACGCUGUCGCUGGCGUUCCUGUGGUUCAUCGAGGCAGCCAAGGGCCGGAUCAUGCUUGACGGGGUCGACAUCUCGAAGAUUGGCCUGGAGGAUCUCCGUCGCAAUGUCACUAUCAUCCCGCAGGAUCCGGUGCUCGAGUACCCCGAUGAGAUUGUGUGGGAUGCGCUGCACCGUGCGCAUCUGGUGCGCGAGCGUGGCAGCCAGACCGCCAGCACCGCAAUCAGCAUGUUUGAAGGCAAUGCCAUCGACAGCUCGCUGGAGCGCAUGUCGGGCAUAUUCACUAGCCUGGAGGCCGAGAUCAAGGAGAAUGGCCAGAACCUGUCACUGGGUCAGCGUCAGCUGGUGGCGCUGGCUCGCGCUCUGGUCCGCCGGUCCUUUGCUGACUCGACCCUGUUCUGUAUUGCUCACCGGCUGCGCACCAUCAUCGAUUAUGACCAUGUGCUAGUACUGGACAAGGGCAAGGUUGCCGAGAGCAUAUGUGAAAAGUCCGGCGAGUUUGAAUAUCUUGCCGAUGCUGCCAAGCAAGCCCAAGAUGCCAAGCAGUUUUCUUAAAAUUAGCACGAUUCAAUACAGAGCCACA
Molecule: messenger RNA, 1477 nt
Organism: Linderina pennispora
Lineage: Eukaryota; Fungi; Kickxellomycota; Kickxellomycetes; Kickxellales; Kickxellaceae
Product: P-loop containing nucleoside triphosphate hydrolase protein
Exons: 9
Biological process (GO): transmembrane transport
Cellular component (GO): membrane
Molecular function (GO): ATPase-coupled transmembrane transporter activity; ATP binding; ATP hydrolysis activity
Source: RefSeq, a predicted model, not a curated record